AUGGCGGACAAAAGCGCUCGACGUAAAGUCGGUGUCGGUGUUGGGGUGUUUAUAAUCUCAUCUGAUCACCCUAACUGUGUCAUAGUUGGACAGAGAAAAGGCUCAUCAGGAAGUGGGAAGUAUGGGUUACCUGGAGGACAUUUGGAAUUUGGUGAAGAAUGGUCUGAAUGUGCAGCAAGAGAAACAUUAGAGGAAACCGGACUGAAGAUUAAGAAUGUUUCAUUUGGAACUGUAGUAAAUGCAGUCGUUCCUGAAGAGGAUUACCAUUACAUAACAAUUUUCAUGAAAGGAGAAAUUGAUAACAGCCAGGCAAAAGAACCAAAGAACCUGGAACCAGACAAGUGUGAAGGUUGGGGUUGGUAUGACUGGGACUCAUUCCCUUCUCCACUCUUUGAACCUCUCAGAAUAGCAAGACUACAGGGAUACCAACCAUUUGACGAUGAAAAGCAUGGUCACAUUGACUCUGCACUGUUUAGCAUUUGUUCUAAUUAGAACCAUACACAAUGUUCAUGAUACAAGAGACAUCAAACACUGUGUUUUAGUUAAUAUCAUCAGAUGCAGAGAUGAAAUUUCAAAAUUAAAAACAACUUAAGUAUAAAGAUUACAUUCUUAAAAAGAAAAAAGAAAAUGACAAAACUAUUGCAAGGAAUAGUCUCCAGGACUUGAGUAAUAAAUGAAUCUAAGCUCAAUACAAGUUAUUUUUGUAAGAAAAUACCAUCACUUUUUAAGAUAAAGGCAAAUUCAAUUUGCACAUAAGCACUUUCUCUGUUGACAUUUUUGUGGAAAAAUUAUCUGAUUACCCUUACUACCAGUAGAGUCUUUUACAAUCUUGGCUCUUAAGUUCAAAAUAAUUGAGUUGAAACUUAAUUGUUGAGUACUACUCCUCAGCACAUUUUUCAAACAUUCUGUGUUAAUAUUAGAUAACAGGCUUUGGAUAAUUUAGAAGUUUUUAACAUUGCCAUAAAUAA
Molecule: messenger RNA, 968 nt
Organism: Pocillopora verrucosa
Lineage: Eukaryota; Metazoa; Cnidaria; Anthozoa; Scleractinia; Pocilloporidae
Product: nucleotide triphosphate diphosphatase NUDT15-like
Biological process (GO): dGTP catabolic process
Cellular component (GO): cytosol
Molecular function (GO): 8-oxo-7,8-dihydrodeoxyguanosine triphosphate pyrophosphatase activity
Source: RefSeq, a predicted model, not a curated record